Molecule: messenger RNA, 2229 nt
Organism: Corylus avellana
Lineage: Eukaryota; Viridiplantae; Streptophyta; Magnoliopsida; Fagales; Betulaceae
Product: signal transducer, putative (DUF3550/UPF0682)
Biological process (GO): DNA-templated transcription
Molecular function (GO): transcription corepressor activity
Source: RefSeq, a predicted model, not a curated record
CUUUCUCUUCUUCUUCCUCCUCUCUUUACUACUGUACAAAAGCCAGAUCGACAUUGACCGAGAGGAUCACAGGAUGUGAACAACAUUAAAAAAAAAAAGAAGAAGAAGAAUUUCAGAGGAGCUUCAGAAAUGUCGCAGCAGAAUACUAACACUAACAGUAGCAGUAACAGCAACGUUAUUCCGGUGAGCGAGGUGUAUUGGUCUCUGGUGGACAAGGCCGACAAGAAGUUCUCUAAGAUCAGGGACUUGCCCUAUUACCAACGCAACAGGUACGAUACAUAUUUUUAUAAGGUUUUCAAGGUGUACACGCAGUUGUGGAAGUUCCAACAGGAGAAUCGGCAGAAGCUGGUGGAAGCAGGGCUCAAGAGAUGGGAAAUUGGCGAGAUUGCUUCUCGGAUUGCACAACUUUAUUUCGGGCAGUAUAUGCGAACAAGUGAGGCGAGUUAUUUGUCAGAGUCGUAUGUAUUCUAUGACGCAAUAUUGACUCGGGAGUAUUUCAAGGAGGGAUUGUUUCAGGAUGUCAAUCUUGCGAACAAACAGUUGAGGUUUCUUGCUAGGUUUCUCAUGGUGUGUUUAGUUUUGAACCGGCGAGAAAUGGUUCACCACUUGGUUAACCAGCUAAAAAUACUGGUUGAUGAGUGUAAGAGGACAUUCCAGGAAACUGACUUUAAAGAAUGGAAGCUGGUGGUUCAGGAAAUAGUUAGAUUUUUGAAAGCUGAUGUAGCUUUUAUGAAUAUUAGGCCCUUGAGAUAUAGUCUUUUAUUGGACCCUCAUCCUGAUUCAUUACCACAUGUUCUUCCAUCUAUUGCAAGGAGAAACCUAAGAUUACGAGAUGUGAUAUUGAGCAGCUACCAUCAUAAUGAGGUCAAGUUUUCAGAGCUUACUCUUGACACUUUCAGGAUGCUUCAGUGUCUGGAGUGGGAGCCUAGUGGCUCAUUUUACCAGUCAAGCAGUUCAAGAAUUGGCCAGAAUGGAGCCCCAGCGCCUAGUCGUAUGAACUACUCCCAGGAUAUCACUGAUCCUACUUUGCCACCGAACCCGCGGAAAGCCAUCUUAUAUCAUCCAUCUGUGACACAUUUCAUUGCAGUUCUGGCCACAAUUUGUGAGGAGCUUCCCCCUGAUGGAAUUAUCUUAAUUUAUUUGUCAGCUUCAGGAAGAGGUGGACUUUCUAUUUCAUCACCAUCAGGUGCUGGAACUUGUAUUGACACAAAAGGCAACGCUGCCUGGAACUUUCAGUCACAUAGUGUCUACUCUGAUGCGACCUCUGCUUCACCAAUCAGCCCCCCAUGUGAUAGCUCGAACCCUUCUUCGCAAAGUCAAGGUGAUUGUAUGUACUACUCUGGCUGCUUACAAUUUGGAACUCGUGGAAGUGGAGGAAUAAACUGCCUUUACCCCUGUGACUUUGUUCCCUUUACAAGAAGACCACUUUUUUUGGUUAUUGACAGUGACAACAGCGAAGCAUUCAAGGCUAUAGUCGGAGCAGAAAAAGGAGAGCAAGUUGCUAUGCUCCUAUCUCCAAGCUCUUCAUCUCCGAUUACUUCUGCUGAUUCCUCUUGUCACCCAUGUGGAAGCCUAUUCACCAUUUUUCUCACUGCUCCAUUGCAGGCUUUCUGUCUGCUGCUUGGUCUUUCAGGUUCUGAUAUUGAGAUGGAUACAUUUAACAAGGCUGAGAAACUGCUUUCCUUAUCACUAUCUGACUGGGGAUUGGCUUUGACAACAUCAGACAUGCUAAAUCCAGUUUGGGCACAGACUCUAAGUGAUCCAUUCCUUAGACGACUUCUCUUAAGAUUCAUUUUUUGUCAGGCAGUUCUCAUGCUGUAUGCUCCAACCUUUAAUAAGAAGGAAUUCCAUCCCACGUGUAUGCCUACUCUUCCUGUGUCUGUUCUGCCAACAAACACCAAUUCUCAAAUGGUAGUAAAGCAGAUAGCAAGCGUCUUUGGUGCAGUGAACAAUUUUGUCUUCUCAGAAGGAGUGGUGCUUCCAGAAAAUAGAUAUGGUGAUGUGGAUGUGAUGUCAAAUUAAUGAAGAACAUUUUUGGUUGGAAUAUGCGCUUUUUAAGAUGUAAAUUUGUCUCUAUUCAUGGGGUCUCUGAUCUUUUCAUUAAACUGAUCAUAAAACCUUGAGAUGGUGGCUGCCGGAAAAUAAUUGCACAAUCUGGGUUGUAAAUUUGUGAUUUGUGUAGAACAACUGGGAGAAGUUCAUAUAUUAUAUGUUUCCCUGGUGAUUUCA